AUGAAAUCUCAAAGAAAGAGUCUAAUAAAAGACAUUUAAGCUCACUGCCCUCUAAUACUUAAGUAUAAUAAAUCAUUCUAUUAAGCGAACCAGUUGGUAUUGUUUAACCAUUUUGUAGAAAAUUAUAUACAAAACCAUAAAAUGAUUGGAAAAAUGUCGAAUAAUAUUUAAAGUUGAGAGAAAUGAAAUGUGAUAAAAAUCUUGCUUUACUUUAUAGUUCUAAAAAGAAUUGUAGAAUUGAUAAACCAAUUCCUUAAGUUAAAAAUAAAUUAAAAAUUCAUUCUACAAAAUCUAUUGAUGUAAUCAUUUCUUAACGAUUUAAAGAAAAAAAAUAUGACAAGAAAAAUUAUUUAACAAUGUUAAAUGAAUAAAACAAAAUAAUAUGCAUGCGUAGAUACAAAUUUAUAAAAAAUGUAACAAAUUUAAGACAAAUCUGCAUAAGAGUAUUAGAGUUAUCUAAGUAAGCAUUUUGAAGACUCAAGAGUAAUGAACAGAGCAAUNCAUAGAAUUGAAUUCUAAGAAUCAUAAUUUGACAGUAAGAUGUCAUCAAUUCUAGACAAUUCUUUUUCAAAAUUCUAAAAAUCCUUAGAUAAACAUAUUGAAAUAGAAAAUAAUUUUUUGCAUACAUUUAAUUUAAAAGAAUUAACAAAAGAAUAAUUGUUAAAGAAAUUAUAAUAAUUGUAAAACUAUUGAUUAGAUAUUAGAAACAAAGGUGUCAAAAGAAACUUAUUAACUGAAAAUAUUUAAUCAAAUGAAUCCAUUCCAAAAGUCAGUUUACCUGCAACUUUUACAUCUGUAAUCAAUUAAAAUUUAUCAGAAAGAUACAUAGAUCAUAAACUGAAAGGAAAUAUUCUAAAGCUUAAUCUCCAUUAUCAGGUUUAUAAACUUAAAGAGAGACAAAGGCAAAUUUUACAAAGACAUUUUAAAGGUGGCAAUAAAAUUAAAAAAGCAAUAGAUCACUUUAAUAAAUUUAAAAAAUAAAAGAAGAUUAAAUCAAAUUAAAACCUUCUCUUUCAAAAGAUUUACAUAGUUUGAAAAAUAUUGGUACAUUAACUGAGAUAGGAUAAGCUAAAUAUAAAAAGAAAAGACAUAUGACAAAUUAUAGUAUAAUCAAAUACAUAAGUGGUUUUGGUUGA
Messenger RNA from Paramecium sonneborni, 1136 nucleotides. The record is from the annotation of a GenBank genome assembly. Lineage: Eukaryota; Ciliophora; Oligohymenophorea; Peniculida; Parameciidae.